Gastrolobium bilobum is the source of this 516-nucleotide messenger RNA. Its product is annotated as protein MAIN-LIKE 2-like. The transcript is spliced from 2 exons. Bases 1 to 516 code for a protein of 171 amino acids. The record is from RefSeq and is a predicted model, not a curated record. NCBI's taxonomy places the organism in Eukaryota, Viridiplantae, Streptophyta, Magnoliopsida, Fabales, Fabaceae. Gene Ontology annotation, biological process: meristem maintenance; meristem development.
AUGGCUAACUCGUCAUCGUCGGAGUCACCUCGGUCUACAUCUAAUACUGAGGCUCAGGCCGAGCCUUCGGAUCCCAGGACCCAUGUGCUUCCAGGACCAUACCGGUGGGACGUACUUAGGAGGCGCAAACAGCGCACAAAUGUUUCACAGGUUGUGUGGAACGAAGAGAAGUGUCGCCAGUGCAAGACUCGACGCGGUGUUAUCAAGGGGGGCCAUCUCCUGAUUGAUCCCAUGUUGAUCAGUGCUCUGGCGGAGAGGUGGAGACCAGAGACACAUACGUUCCAUAUGACGCAGGGCGAGAUGACCAUUACGUUACAGGAUGUUGCGGCUAUAUUGGGAUUGCCGACUGAUGGGAAAGUGGUUACGGGCGCUACAUCCACCAACUGGCGAGUCUUGUGCGGAGAGGUGCUUGGUCACGCCCCGCUCGUUUCAGAGCAGACGUAUGGGGAUGUCAAGCUCGCAUAUUUAGACAGACAUUAUGCGCGUUGGGCUGCAGUUGCUGCGAAGCCACAGUAG